Messenger RNA from Chenopodium quinoa (quinoa), 5283 nucleotides. Its product is annotated as ABC transporter C family member 10-like. The record is from RefSeq and is a predicted model, not a curated record. The transcript has 12 exons. Lineage: Eukaryota; Viridiplantae; Streptophyta; Magnoliopsida; Caryophyllales; Amaranthaceae. Gene Ontology annotation, biological process: transmembrane transport. Bases 492 to 4946 code for a protein of 1484 amino acids. Gene Ontology annotation, cellular component: plant-type vacuole; vacuolar membrane. Gene Ontology annotation, molecular function: ABC-type transporter activity; ATP binding; ATP hydrolysis activity.
UGGAUCACGCUUCUCCCACUUAGCCAUUUCAUCAAACAGUUUGUGUGCAACAACAGUCACUGAAGUAGUGCUAUAUAUAGUAUUAAUACCAAAUCAUGUUGACUCUAUUCUCCCAUUAUUUUCUCGCUAUUAUUGCAGCAAUCAUUUACUUAAUUGUAAUUUGCUGCAAUAAAAAUCUUGUUUCUGUAACAAAUUCAUCAAAAUCUGGGUUUUUGUCAUCAAGAUGCCAUCUUUCAUAUGGGUUUCCUUCUUAAUGCAAGUUUGUCUAAUUUGGAUUCAGGGUUUCUGGGUUUUUCCCUGUUUUUUCAUUGAAAUUAUUUUCUAAGAUACCCAAUUGUUUUAUUUAAAAACCUAUAAAAAGUGCUGACAGUGCUGAAUUUUUCUUGCAGGAGAUAAAGACAUUGGUGCCUACAGAAAUUAGAUAAUUUGGCCUUCAUUGACUUGCUGUUAAUUCAGAGGCUCUAUAGAGGAAGAAAGACUACAUAAUAUUGAUGGAGGGUCUGUGGAAUUCAUAUUGUGGGCAAUCUAAUUGUUCAAUUAUCGAUAUAGAGCCUUGCACUCGAGUGCCAUUUGUGUUUGUGACCCAUCCUUCUUCAUGUGUCAAUCAUGCUUUAAUCAUUUGCCUUGACAUACUGCUACUGGCAGUGCUCUUAGUUAGUGUGAUUUGUAAAAUUUCCUCCAAGAGAAUCGAGCUAUCAGCUCGUUAUAAACGCUUCUCAAACUUGCAGAUAGCAUCAGCUGUUUUUAAUGGCUGUUUGGGACUACUUUACAUAGGUUUAGGUACUUGGAUUCUGGUGGAGAAGUUGGGAAAUGGUCAUUCUACUUUACCGAUUCAUUGGUGGGCCUUGUAUUUUUUCCAAGGGUUUACGUGGGUGUUGGUGGGAUUAACAGCAAGUCUUAGAGGAGAGUACUUCCCAAGAGCCCCAUUGCGAAUCUUGUCCAUUUUAGCAUUUCUCUCUGCUGGGAUUAUUUGCUUCUUAGCUCUUUUUGCUGCCAUAGUUAACAAUGAAACAACAGUUAAAGUAGCCUUGGAUAUACUGUCUUUCCUAGGAGCAACUUUACUGUUAUUAUGUACUUACAAGGGGUACAUAAAUGAAGAAGAUGGAGAGAGUAAUGGAGGUACCCUUUACACUCCUCUUAGUGGUGAGGCUAAUGGCAGCUGUAAAUUUGAUUCAGCAGUCCAAGUCUCUCCAUUUGCUGAAGCUGGGUUGUUUGGUAGAUUAACAUUCUGGUGGUUGAAUCCUUUGAUGAAAUUGGGUAAGUUGAAGACUCUUCAAGACGAGGAUAUCCCCAAAUUACGGGAUGUAGAUAGAGCUGAAUUUUGUUACUUGCAGUACAUAAACCAGUUGAAUAAACAGAAACAGGAUAAACCCUCUUCACAUUCCUCAAUUUUGUGGACUAUUGUGGCAUGCCAUUGGAAUGAUAUACUUCUUUCUGGGUUCUUUGCUGUUUUGAAGAUACUUACCCUGUCAGCUGGACCUCUUCUGCUGAAUGCUUUCAUUGAGGUUGCAGAGGGAAAAGAGGCUUUCAAACAUGAAGGCUAUCUUUUGGCCCUUGCACUCUUCUUUUCAAAGACCUUGGAAUCUCUGUCACAGAGACAAUGGUACUUCAAAAGCAGAUUAAUUGGCCUGAAAGUGAGGUCUUUGCUUACUGCCGCAAUUUACAAGAAGCAGCUAUUAUUAUCAAAUGCUGCCAGGAUGAGACACUCUGCUGGUGAGAUAAUGAAUUAUGUCACUGUUGAUGCCUAUAGGAUUGGCGAGUUUCCUUUCUGGGCUCACCAGACUUGGACUACAAGCCUUCAGCUUUGCAUUGCAUUAUUUAUUUUGGUGCAUUCUGUGGGACUUGCAACACUUGCAGCACUUGCCGUAAUAAUUUUAACUGUUCUUUGCAACACCCCCCUUGCAAAAUUACAACAUAAAUUCCAAAGUAAGCUUAUGGUUGCACAGGAUGCUAGGCUGAAGGCUUACUCUGAAGCUCUUGUGAAUAUGAAGGUGCUUAAACUGUAUGCAUGGGAGACGCACUUCAAGAAUGUAAUUGAGUGCUUGAGGAAAGUGGAAGUUAAGUGGUUAUCAGCAGUACAGUUGCGUAGGUCAUACAAUGGUUUCUUAUUUUGGUCAUCUCCCGUUUUGGUCUCUGCUGCUACAUUUGGGGCUUGUUAUGUUCUCAAAAUUCCUUUGCAUGCUAGCAAUGUUUUCACUUUUGUUGCAACACUGCGUCUAGUGCAAGAACCUAUCAGAUCUAUCCCUGAUGUCAUAAGUGUGGUGAUUCAAGCAAGGGUUGCAUUUACACGUAUCGUGGAGUUUCUUUUGGAACCAGAGCUUCUGACUCAGAACGUCAAAAAGAAGAGCGACAUGGGAAACUUAGAUCAUGCCAUCAAGUUGAGGUCCGCAAAUCUUUCCUGGGAAAAAAAUUCAUCAAAACCAACACUAAGGAACAUAAAUUUAGCUGUUCGGCCUGGUGAAAAGGUUGCAAUAUGUGGAGAAGUUGGCUCAGGAAAAUCAACAUUACUGGCAGCAAUUCUUGGAGAAGUACCGUAUAUAGAGGGAACUGUUGCAGUUUAUGGUAAGAUUGCUUAUGUUUCCCAGACAGCUUGGAUUCAAACAGGGACAAUACGUGAAAAUAUUCUUUUUGGGUCUUCUAUGGAUGAGCUAAGGUAUCAAGAAACACUUCGCAGGUGUUCAUUGAUGAAGGAUCUUGACCUUCUUCCUUACGGUGAUCGGACAGAAAUAGGGGAAAGAGGAGUUAAUCUAAGUGGUGGUCAGAAGCAACGAAUACAACUUGCCCGUGCAUUAUACCAAGAUGCUGACAUAUAUCUUUUAGACGAUCCGUUCAGUGCUGUUGAUGCACAUACUGCAACUAGCCUCUUCAGUGAAUAUAUUAUGGAAGCUCUUUCGGCAAAGACUGUCUUACUAGUGACACAUCAAGUUGAUUUUCUACCUGCAUUUCAUUGUUGUUUGCUGAUGUCAGAUGGGGAAAUUCUUCAAUCAGGCUCUUACCAUGAGUUGUUAGCUUCAAGUCAAGAAUUUUUGGACCUUGUAAAUGCACACAAAGAGACUGCUGGAACUGAAAAACUACCUGAGGCUGGAUCAUCUGGAGAACACAAUAAUCCAGCAAAGGAGAUCAAGAGAACCAUUGUUAAGAAGCAAUAUGAAGCAUCAGAAGGGGAUCAGUUAAUUAAGCGAGAAGAAAGAGAAGAGGGCGACACUGGUCUUAAGCCAUACUUUACCUACCUAAAUCAGAACAAAGGCUACAUUUACCUUUCUAUAGCUGUUAUUUGCCACCUCACCUUUACCACAGGCCAGAUACUUCAAAACACUUGGAUGGCCUCUAGUGUUGAUAAUCCUCAAGUCAGCACAUUUAAGUUGAUUGUGGUUUACCUUAUCAUCGGAGCAUCCUCGACAUUGUUUUUACUCUUCAGAUCUCUUGCUGUUGUUGCAAUGGGCUUGGCUGCAUCUAAAUCCUUAUUUUCUCAGCUACUGAGCUCUCUCUUUCAUGCUCCUAUGUCUUUUUAUGAUUCAACACCUCUUGGAAGGAUACUAAGUCGGGUCUCUUCUGAUUUGGGCAUAGUUGAUCUUGAUGUUGCUUUCAGCCUUCUCUUUUCGAUAGGGGCUACUAUAAAUGCAUAUGCUAAUCUAGGAGUGCUGGCAGUUAUUACUUGGCAAGUUUUGUUUGUCUCCAUACCAGUGAUUUAUUUGGCAAUCCGGUUGCAGAAAUACUAUUUUGCGACAGCGAAAGAGUUGAUGAGAAUGAAUGGCACAACAAAGUCUUUGGUUGCCAACCAUUUAGCUGAAUCUAUAGCUGGAGCCAUAACUAUUAGAGCUUUUGAGGAGGAAGACCGGUUCUUUGCCAAGAGUCUUGAUAUAAUCGAUAUAAAUGCAAGUCCAUUCUUCCACAACUUUACAGCUAGUGAAUGGCUGAUUCAGAGGCUUGAGACCCUCAGUGCUACUGUUCUAGCAGCCGCAGCUUUGUCCAUGGUUUUGCUUCCAACGGGAACUUUUAGCUCUGGGUUUAUUGGAAUGGCUCUAUCAUAUGGCCUUUCUUUGAAUAUGUCUCUGGUUAAUUCGAUCCAAAAUCAAUGCACAUUAGCCAACUAUAUCAUUUGUGUGGAGAGGCUUGAUCAAUACAUGCAUAUCCCCAGUGAAGCUCCAGAAGUCAUUGAAGACAGCCGCCCUCCAGAAAACUGGCCAUCAGCUGGUAAAGUGGAGAUAUGCAAUCUACAGAUAAGAUAUAGACCAGAUACACCACUGGUUCUUAAAGGCAUAAGUUGCACCUUUGAAGGGGGAGACAAAAUUGGUAUUGUGGGUAGGACUGGCAGUGGAAAGACUACUCUAAUAGGGGCUUUGUUUCGGUUGGUGGAACCAGUGGCUGGGAAGAUAGUAGUGGAUGGUAUGGACAUAUGUUCAAUAGGACUUCAUGAUCUACGGUCACAUUUUGGGAUUAUUCCACAAGAUCCUACACUCUUUAAUGGAACUGUAAGAUUCAAUUUGGAUCCCUUGUGUCAGCAUAAUGAUGAAGAGCUCUGGGAGGUUCUAGGGAAAUGUCAACUCAAAGAGGUCGUCCAAGAUAAAGAACAGGGCCUAGAUUCCGCAGUUGUGGAGGAUGGAUCAAAUUGGAGCAUGGGUCAGCGACAACUAUUUUGUCUAGGACGUGCUUUACUGAGAAGAAGCAGGGUAUUGGUGCUUGAUGAAGCAACUGCAUCAAUAGAUAAUGCAACCGACACGAUUCUGCAAAGAACAAUACGAACAGAAUUUGCAGACUGUACUGUGAUCACAGUAGCUCACAGGAUACCAACCGUGAUGGAUUGCACAAAAGUCCUUGCCAUUAGUGAUGGAAAAUUGGUUGAAUAUGACGACCCUAUAAAGUUAAUGAAGAAGGAAGACUCAUUAUUUGCCCAGCUUGUGAAGGAAUAUUGGUCUCAUUUUCAAUCUGCAGAACAGGCACAUUGAACAAAAGACAGCCGCGAUCCUUUCUAAAUAUAUGUCACAAUUUUUACAAACAUCAGUUAAAAUUUUGUUAUCUUGUACAUAUUGCAGCAAUGUAGCUUAGUAGAUCAUAUUGCUGCUCAAGUUCAAAGUUGUCUCCUGUUUUAAGUGGCAACGACGAAUUUAUCAAGCUUAACCAAUGAAAUUUUGAUUCACCUGUAUUCUUUUACCUUUCUCCAGCUUUCUGCUUCGGUAAAGUUUUCGCUAUAUAUUUCAGAUAUGCUGCCGUAUGCCUGUAUGUUGUGACUACUGUAUUAUACUAUGUAAUAAGUUACAUUAUUAAUGCUCCAUUGUUUUACAA